Messenger RNA from Drosophila pseudoobscura, 677 nucleotides. RefSeq lists its product as uncharacterized. The coding region runs from base 168 to 533 and encodes 121 amino acids. The transcript is spliced from 3 exons. Lineage: Eukaryota; Metazoa; Arthropoda; Insecta; Diptera; Drosophilidae. The record is from RefSeq and is a predicted model, not a curated record.
UUCGAAACAUUCGGAACAUAAUUUUGAAAAUUUAGCACUGCAUUCUAGAUACAAAACCUGAAAUCGAAACACACACACACCCGGCACAUUUGUUGUGAGGCAAAAUUGAUUCCGUAUUAAGAAAGAUAGCCAAAAGUCAGACUACUCGACCCAACCCCGACCCGAUCAUGUUUCCAUUCUCGCUCAGGAGUGUCGAUCACCUGAAGGUUGACCUGGAGCAGAAGGAACAGGCGGUCAUGCCCACGUGGCCGCAAUUGAAUGAAACAUUUGUGGGCAUCCUCGGCUGGAGUUGGCUCAUCUACGUGGUGUCCGCCCUGAUGGUCCUCAUUUGCGGAUACUUCGCUUACUGCGAACGUCGGCGCCAGAUGGAGUCGACGCGACGUCUCCGCGGGCUACAGCGAGCCCUUGCGAGGCCCCCUCUGAAGCGUCGACCGAAUGCCGCCUAUCGGGAUCAUCAGAUAUAUCGGCACAUCAUAUUGAGCUUGGCCAAGUACAUGAAGAAUCCGGAGGGCGUGCUUCCGUUCAUUGAGUAACUGGAGGCUUGAGCUUUGUCAAUGGUAUCCGAUCGGGGACAGCAGGUGGGAUGCCUUCAGGUUAGGUGGCUUGUAAUUCGAAGGGAAAUGAACAAAAACUUUUGGGAAAUUAAUUGCGAAAUAUACAGUACAGUGGAACUUAAA